Molecule: messenger RNA, 2549 nt
Organism: Mizuhopecten yessoensis (Yesso scallop)
Lineage: Eukaryota; Metazoa; Mollusca; Bivalvia; Pectinida; Pectinidae
Product: mucin-16-like
Exons: 2
Coding region: 324-2537 (737 amino acids)
Source: RefSeq, a predicted model, not a curated record
GGGACUUCAUUUAGUAUAAAACAUAUAGCACCUACAAAAUAAACAACAGAAACCAGGCAUACAUCAAUGUCAACCUCAGCAGCCACACUGCAAAGUCAUAUCAUGUUAAUGUAUAUACUGAUGCAUAAAUAUCUCACUCUCUGUACAUAUAUACUCAUUAUGUACAUAUAUAUCUCACUCUCUGUACACAUAUACUCAUUAUAUACAUACAUAUCUCACUCUCUGUACACAUAUACUCAUUAUGUACAUACAUAUCUCACUCUCUGUACACAUAUACUCAUUAUGUACAUACAUAUCUCACUCUCUGUACACAUAUACCCAUUAUGUACAUACAUAUCUCACUCUCUGUACACAUAUACUCAUUAUAUACAUACAUAUCUCACUCUCUGUACAUAUAUAUUCAUUAUGUACAUAUAUAUCUCACUCUCUGUACACAUAUAUAUGUCUCUGAUAUAGCCAGUACAUAUGUCUCUGAUAUAGCCAGUACACAUGUCACUGAUAUAGCCAGUACACAUGUCAAUGAUAUAGCCAGUACAUAUGUCUCUGAUAUAGCCAAUACAUAUGUCACUGAUAUAGCCAGUACAUAUGUCUCUGAUAUAACCAGUACAUUUGUCUCUGAUAUAACCAGUACAUAUGUCACUGAUAUAGCCAGUACAUAUGUCUCUGAUAUAGCCAAUACAUAUGUCUCUGAUAUAGCCAGUACAUAUGUCUCUGAUAUAACCAGUACAUUUGUCUCUGAUAUAACCAGUACAUAUGUCACUGAUAUAGCCAGUACAUAUGUCUCUGAUAUAGCCAGUACAUAUGUCUCUGAUAUAGCCAGUACAUAUGUCUCUGAUAUAACCAGUACAUUUGUCUCUGAUAUAACCAGUACAUAUGUCACUGAUAUAGCCAGUACAUAUGUCUCUGAUAUAGCCAAUACAUAUGUCUCUGAUAUAGCCAGUACAUAUGUCUCUUAUAUAACCAGUACAUUUGUCUCUGAUAUAACCAGUACAUAUGUCACUGAUAUAGCCAGUACAUAUGUCUCUGAUAUAACCAGUACAUUUGUCUCUGAUAUAACCAGUACAUAUGUCUCUGAUAUAACCAGUACAUAUGUCUCUGAUAUAGCCAGUACAUAUGUCUCUGAUAUAACCAGUACAUUUGUCUCUGAUAUAACCAGUACAUAUGUCUCUGAUAUAGCCAGUACAUAUGUCUCUGAUAUAGCCAGUACAUAUGUCUCUGAUAUAACCAGUACAUUUGUCUCUGAUAUAACCAGUACAUAUGUCACUGAUAUAGCCAGUACAUAUGUCUCUGAUAUAACCAGUACAUUUGUCUCUGAUAUAACCAGUACAUAUGUCACUGAUAUAGCCAGUACAUAUGUCUCUGAUAUAACCAGUACAUUUGUCUCUGAUAUAACCAGUACAUAUGUCUCUGAUAUAGCCAGUACAUAUGUCUCUGAUAUAGCCAGUACAUAUGUCUCUGAUAUAGCCAAUACAAAUGUCUCUGAUAUAGCCAAUACAUAUGUCUCUUAUAUAACCAGUACAUUUGUCUCUGAUAUAACCAGUACAUAUGUCUCUGAUAUAGCCAGUACAUAUGUCUCUGAUAUAACCAGUACAUUUGUCUCUGAUAUAACCAGUACAUAUGUCUCUGAUAUAGCCAGUACAUAUGUCUCUGAUAUAGCCAGUACAUAUGUCUCUGAUAUAACCAGUACAUUUGUCUCUGAUAUAACCAGUACAUAUGUCACUGAUAUAGCCAGUACAUAUGUCUCUGAUAUAGCCAGUACAUAUGUCUCUGAUAUAACCAGUACAUUUGUCUCUGAUAUAACCAGUACAUAUGUCUCUGAUAUAGCCAGUACAUAUGUCUCUGAUAUAGCCAGUACAUAUGUCUCUGAUAUAGCCAAUACAAAUGUCUCUGAUAUAGCCAGUACAUAUGUCUCUUAUAUAACCAGUACAUUUGUCUCUGAUAUAACCAGUACAUAUGUCACUGAUAUAGCCAGUACAUAUGUCUCUGAUAUAACCAGUACAUUUGUCUCUGAUAUAACCAGUACAUAUGUCACUGAUAUAGCCAGUACAUAUGUCUCUGAUAUAGCCAGUACAUAUGUCUCUGAUAUAGCCAGUACAUAUGUCUCUGAUAUAGCCAAUACAAAUGUCUCUGAUAUAGCCAAUACAUAUGUCUCUUAUAUAACCAGUACAUUUGUCUCUGAUAUAACCAGUACAUAUGUCACUGAUAUAGCCAGUACAUAUGUCUCUGAUAUAGCCAGUACAUAUGUCUCUGAUAUAACCAGUACAUUUGUCUCUGAUAUAACCAGUACAUAUGUCACUGAUAUAGCCAGUACAUAUGUCUCUGAUAUAACCAGUACAUAUGUCACUGACAUAGCCAGUACAUAUGUCUCUGAUAUAACCAGUACAUAUGUCACUGAUAUAGCCAGUACAUAUGUCACUGACAUAGCCAGUACAUAUGUCUCUGAUAUAGCCAGUACAUAUGUCUCAAAUAUAACCAGUACAUAUGUCUCUGAUCAGGCCAGUACAUAUGUCAGAGUCCCCCACUGUUACAAUUGUUAAAUUUUAUACAGG